Peniophora sp. CBMAI 1063 is the source of this 1917-nucleotide messenger RNA. Lineage: Eukaryota; Fungi; Basidiomycota; Agaricomycetes; Russulales; Peniophoraceae. The record is from the annotation of a GenBank genome assembly.
AUGAUGACGCAGCACAUCCAGCGCGCACUUGUCGUCAGCUUCGUCUUCUCGGUCUCCGAGUCUACCGCCUUGGGGAGUUUCCUGGACGAAUACACAAUGCCUACACCAGCAUCUGUGCGAGCUCUCUUACGCCAGACUCCAACGACGGCGCAUCUCGCAAACCGUGCUUUCAUAUCUGUAACCGGCUCACAAGCCCCAUCCUUCCUGCACGGUAUUCUAUCGACGGCUGUCCAUGCACCAGCACAACCUUUCUAUGCAGCCCUUCUUCAUGCGCAAGGACGUGUGCUCUAUGAUGUGAUAGUGCACACACCACCUCCAGACGCGCUGGGUGUGAAGCCUGGUCAGGAGGGCUAUCUCAUCGAGUAUGACCCGACUGUACCGCAGGCUAACCCCGAAGUGCCCGACCUGCUGUCCCUUCUGAAGAAGUUUGUACUUCGCGCCAAAGUGAAAGUGCGUGACGCGAGUGCGGAGUGGGAUGUCUGGGCGUCGUGGUGCCCCGCAGCGGGGCGUAUGCCCGAGGUGCGGCACACGCACUGGGCGCGUAGCGGUGCUGGCGAGCCGGUGUGGGAUAUGGUGGCAGAAGAGGCGGAAGGGAGCUGGCCGUGGGGCACGGCUGGAAAUGGGUUGCUAAGGGAUCGACGAGCUGUGGGCAUGGGUUCGAGGAGAGUUGUCCGCAAAGGAGAUCGACCGCAGGAAUGCUCGGAUCAUGAUCUUGGAAGUCUGGGAGACUACCUGUUGCACCGGAUAGCGCAUGGUGUGCCAGAAGGCGCUCUGGACAUCCAACCCGGUCAGGCAUUCCCUAUGGAGAGUAAUCUCGACCUUAUGGGAGGCGUGGACUUUAGGAAGGGCUGCUAUGUUGGGCAGGAGUUGACCGUGCGAACUUACCACACUGGUCUGGUCCGGAAGCGAAUAAUGCCAGUGCUUUUGCAACCAUCCGGAGAUACCGAAGCGUUGCUACCGAAACAACUAGCUUCGCAUUUGUCCAUUCGUGCAAUACCCACUGCGCAGCAUACCACAGGCGCGGGACGGAUUCCCCGUCCUCGCGGUACUGGUCGGCUGCUCUCAAACACCCAAGGAGUCGGGCUUGCUCUGUUACGGUUGGAACAUGUGCAUGGCGUUGCCACAGGUGACCUGUCGCUUGAGGUCGAGAGCGCGGUAGAGACUGGCGAGAAGAUCGGUGUUACACCGUGGACUCCCGACGGGUGGCCUACCAUGCCCGACCGCGAUACCUGGUUCAUACCUGAUCUUAUCAUGUCUGCCUUCAUCUGCGAACCUCCCAAACCUAACGAGAAGAGCGAGGUGUACCGCAUGCUGAAGCUGUGGGACGUCGACAAUGGACUAGUCACGGCUUGCGUCGAGCACAUCAGCGGCAAUAAGGACCUUCAGGCCGAGAUCAAUCAGAUGGAAAAGACUCAAGCCGACAGGCCGCCAUCCGCUACCAAGUCGCAGGACUUCUUCCGGACUAUCGACAUAUUAAACCUCAUUAUGGGUAUCAUCACAGUCAUCACCUCGAUGUCAUCAGACGACAGUCCAGCGCUUCAUGGUCAAGACGAUCUCUUCAAGGAUCCAAGCCUCCAUAUGCGUCUCUUCACGAGUUACAAGGACGAUUUCUUCGGAAUGUUUGUUCUGUUCGACUUUCCGUCUCGCACAUCAUCCGGUCCACUCAGCGCCGUACCCCGCGCCUCCGCAAAACGCGCCCUCGAACUCGGCGCCAAUCACCUUCGCAAGCGUCCGUCCCACGAUGUGUCGCUCGGCAUCGUCAUCGUUGGCAUGCAAUUCAGCGUGGCGCGCAUUGAUCGUGCGGGCGCUGCAUUCUCGCCUAUGCGCAACUUGAAGGACAAGGAGGGGUUAGAGGUCCUUGUGCGCGUAGUGAGGUCUUUGAAGCAAGAGAUCUGGGAGCUACCGAAGGAAGACUAA